UUUGGUUGUUGGGACACGUGUCUUUCCGUUGGCAUCUCCCUCCACGCAGAGCGAUAGAGAAGCAACGGCAACCAUAUAUAAAAACAUAAAACAUAGUCCGAUCCGAACUCAAUCAAAGUGAAAUAGUAAGAUGUUUUUGGUGGUAAGAGCCUGUGGUUCUUCUUCUGCACAUAUUCAGCCCACUCUCACACCGCAGCGUAGUAGCAUAAACGUCGUCGUUAGAUGCUCCAUCAGCAGCGUGCAGGAGAAAGAAGAGAAGGGCACUGAAUUGGACUCUUCGGUGUCAUUCCCUCUGAUAAGGGCGGCGAAGAGGGUGGUUCUGGUGAGGCACGGCCAGAGCACGUGGAACGCCGAAGGCAGGAUCCAAGGAAGCUCCAAUUUCUCGGUUCUCACCAAGAAGGGUGAGUCUCAGGCCGAGACUUCGCGCCAAAUGCUCAUCGACGACCACUUCGAUGCAUGCUUCGCCAGUCCUUUGGCUCGAUCCAAGAGAACAGCUGAAAUCAUUUGGGGACCUCGCCACGAACCUAUCAUCCCUGACUAUGAUUUGAGGGAAAUCGAUUUGUAUUCCUUUCAAGGUCUGUUGAAGCAUGAAGGAAAAGAGAGAUUUGGUUCUGCUUUUCGCCAAUGGCAGGUGGAUGCUGCAAAUUUCAUCAUUGAUGGUCAUUAUCCAGUUAGAGAGCUGUGGGAACGUGCUAGAAGCUGCUGGACUAGAAUCUUAGCUCAUGAUAGCAGGUCUGUUCUUGUGGUUGCUCACAAUGCUGUUAAUCAGGCCCUUGUUGGCACAGCAAUUGGUUUGGGGCCCGAGUAUUUCAGAACAUUACUUCAGAGCAAUUGUGGUGUUAGUGUGCUGGAUUUCAUCCCGAGAUCUGAGGGUGGGUCUCCACAUAUUUGCCUUAACCGCUUAAAUCAGACCCCUGGUUCACCUAUUGCUGGUGGGAAAUCUGGAGGUAGAGAGUCAAGUAAGCGGAUCAUACUUAUUUGUAAUGGAUCAACGCAAGGAAAUACAGAGGAUGUUUUUCCUUUUGGUGGUGAUCAACCAUUGAACAUGCUCGGAGUCAUACAGUCCCAGAAAUCUGCAGAGCUACUUCUUGAUUUAAAAGUGAAUUCCAUAAUUAGCAGUCCUAACAAAGCUUGUGUUGGGACAGCCACGAUCAUCUCCCAGGUACAAGAAGCUGCAGAUUGCUUGGGUGCUGACUGUGUGCCUCGAUAUGUUGAGAUGAAGCAGAUGGGGAACUUUGAUGUUGAAACUCUCUUCAAACAAUCCGAAAUGGAUAUAUCCAAUUUUCCGCCAUUUCAACCUGGGUGGUUAAAUAGAGUUGAUGAUGGAUUGAGAACAACAUUAUGGGAUCAAUCUGGAAAAACCUGGCAAUCCCUGUUGGAUGAAAUUGAUGAAUCGAACACAGAAGUUGUAGUUGCAGUUGGUCAUCCUGCAAAGCACAUAGCAUUGAUGGGGCACUGCCUUAAUUUGACCAAAGAAUGGUUGGGAUCAUUUCAUCUCGACGCCGGGAGCGUUAGUGUUGUUGACUUCCCUGAUGGACCUAAGGGGAAAGGUGUCAUAAGGUGUAUAAAUUAUACUGCACAUUUGGGGAGAUGGUCCAUACCCAUUACAAGAUCAACAGAGGAUGGUGAAGAGUUCUAAGUGUAAACUUGUGAUUCCAAAAUUGAAUUGAAAUGACACCCAGCACUCAAUUGAAGAGUUUCAGAGGGUUAACGUGGUCAUGAUUGUUGAAAUUUUAAGGCAUGAUGAUAGUAAAAAUGAAAUCUUAUAUGGUCAUGGGGUUGACCUGGGAAUGGGACAACACUGUCGGUUUUGCUUGCCUUCCUCGUAAUGUAUUUCACUUCAAAGAUAUAGAUAUUACUUGGUGUGAUGAUGUGUGCAGUUCACAUCCAAGAUUACAUUGUCAGUUCUCCUGUAUUUAUCUUUUCUAAUGCUAUAUAUAUAUAUAAAAUCUUUUCUUAUAGCAA
Molecule: messenger RNA, 1965 nt
Organism: Glycine soja
Lineage: Eukaryota; Viridiplantae; Streptophyta; Magnoliopsida; Fabales; Fabaceae
Product: probable 2-carboxy-D-arabinitol-1-phosphatase
Exons: 9
Coding region: 131-1639 (502 amino acids)
Molecular function (GO): phosphatase activity
Source: RefSeq, a predicted model, not a curated record